Molecule: messenger RNA, 3197 nt
Organism: Cryptotermes secundus
Lineage: Eukaryota; Metazoa; Arthropoda; Insecta; Blattodea; Kalotermitidae
Product: mitochondrial ribonuclease P catalytic subunit
Exons: 9
Coding region: 654-2453 (599 amino acids)
Biological process (GO): tRNA 5'-leader removal; mitochondrial tRNA 5'-end processing
Cellular component (GO): mitochondrion; mitochondrial ribonuclease P complex
Molecular function (GO): ribonuclease P activity; protein binding
Source: RefSeq, a predicted model, not a curated record
CAGCGUAAUAUGACAGCAGUAUCCCGCUACUUCUCGUGCGUUCGUAUCGGUAGUGAAUGGCUGCUGUUUCGUUGCGUUUGAAUUUUAGUCGAAUAUCUUUAUGGAUUAUUUAACGACAUUGUCAGGAGCUUAGAGUGUAGAGUGUCAAAAUUUUAAUUUUUUUUUAUUGGAGUGCUUAAAAUGGGGUGAAUCCUGUGUAACAUACUUUGUGCAUUGCGUGUGAAUGAAUCCUGUGUAACAUACUUUGUGCAUUGCGUGUGAAUUUCUUUAAUCAUGUGUUUAUGAUUCCUGAGUUCUAUCAGUUACAUGUUGUGAUUUUAAACUAAUGUCCUGAAUAUGGAGGCUACAUUUUCUCCGAAAAUUCGGUUGAAUUUCAACGGACAAAAUGGGAUUACAUUUCUGAAGACAGAACGCUUCAUAAGCACCACUGAAGAAACUUUGGAGCAAUAAAAAGACCUACGCUGCAGGCAGUCCAUUAGCUAAAGGCCACAGUUCUCAGAAAUACUGAUGACAUUUAUUUUGGCGCUGGAAAAUUUCUGUAAUGAGGAAAAGCGGUCCAUAUAAAGGUACCGAGACUGCGCGGCGCGUCAAUAUUGAUCUCUUCGUUUCAAGUCGAUUUUGAAGAAGAAAAUAGUAAAUGGUACGUGCUCAUCAUGUCAGGACCCCUGAAGUGUAUAUUUUCAUUACAGAAGUGUUUGCAGACGUUUGCAACAUUACGGUGUUUAUUACCCAGUGUAUAUAUAAGUACACGUGAAUGUAAAUGGAGUGGUGUGAAUCUGUGUCCAGCCUUCAGAAUAGCAACAUUUCCUGGCCCAACACAUUCAUUUUCUACUGACAUUUCAAAGAAUGAUACGUGUGCUGUUCUUCAGUCUCAAGAUGAGAAAAAUAGUGAUAGUGAUGAAGAUAAUACUGCUCAGGAUGAGGAUAUUCUUGUUUCAGUUAUCACAAAAGGUAAACAACUCUCAUCUUCUGAAUGGGAAAAAAUUAAGGAUCAGGUUCUUGCCAAAAAUAGGGGCAUAAACGGUUCUAAUAUAGAUGCUAUAACAAUAGGACUUUGUGGAAGAUUCAUGCAGUUAGAUAUGGGGUUGUCUUACCUAGAACAUCUCUCUCUUUCUGGCAAGAAACUCAAUAUUGCAACCAUAGCACAGGUCAUGAGGAUGUGUUAUUCAUGUAGACUGAAAGGCAUUGACGAACAGUUCAUACUUUCUAUGUAUGAAAAUCUUCACUCCAGAUGUCCUGUGCUAGAUGGAUACACAGCAGAAAGUGCAAUUCUUGGUCUGUGUUUAACAAGACACUGGAAGGUGGGGCUGGAUCUUCUGGAUAUGGCUAAAUUGACAUGUAUUCCUGGAGGCAUGGAGUACAAUGUUUUGGUUAAGACUGCUUAUGAUAACAAUGAACCAAAUAUAAGUCUCCGCCUGAUCAAUGAAAUGUUACAACUGGGAAGGAGCAUAAGACCAGAAGUGUUUCAUGCUCAGCUGGAUUAUUGCAACAGAAUGUCGGCAGGUGAGAAAGUUGAGAGGUGGAAAAUGGUGGAAGAGAUCCUCAGCAUGUUUGUUGAGCAUGACUUGAAACCAACAGUGGAUGUAGCUGAACGGAUAAGGGUGUGGUAUCUGGAGGCUGCAGAUCCUCACACAGAGGUGCAAGCUCAGCUCUCAUCAGUGACAGAUGGGGGCAUCUGUAAAUCAUGCCAAAAGUACUUAAAUCCCAUCACUAUAACAAAGGAAGAAUUUGGAGCAUUACAGUCUGCUUUCAUGGACAAGGUUGUAGUUGGUGCAGACAUAUUUCGCAAGAGUACACCUGAAGAAAUAAAAGAAUUCAAGAAUUUUGUGAAAAUGACUGCUCCAUAUGACAUGGUAAUUGAUGGAUUAAAUAUUGCAUUCACAGCUGGACCUAAGAAGGCACUGUCAUCUCAGGCCCUUGCAAGAACAUUACAUCAUGUUGUAAAAUAUUUUGUAAUGAAAUCAAAGAAAGUCCUUAUACUGGGGAGGAAGCACAUGCAGACCUGGUCGCCAUGCUACAUGGAUUACAUCUAUAGAAAUGCACAUGUAUUCCUGGCUGAUAAUCUGUCACAGGAUGACCCUUUACUGCUGUAUGCUGCUCUGUACAGUGGCAUGGGGACAAAGUUCCUGUCCAGAGACCUCAUGCGAGGGCAUGCAUAUCGUCUUGAGAAUAAGAGUCUUAGAUCAACAUUUAAACUAUGGCAGCUACAGCAUCAGUGUCAGCUUAAAUAUGUGACUCAAGCUGGGAAAGUGCACCUCAAGUUUCCUUUGACAUUCAAUCCAAUGGCUCAGGUGAGCAGAGAUGGAUCAUGGCAUAUUCCUUAUGAAAUGGAGUUUGUUGGAUCCCCAUCACAGUCAUUUGAAGCCCCUACUACAUGGCUUUGUCUUAGAUCAGGUAAAUCGAGCCCCUCCUUAAGUCAGGUGAGGCACAAGAAAAUUAGCAGAAUGUCAUAGGAUUUGCUGCUAAUGUUCUCACAUCACACAUUCCAGAUGGAUUGUCCUAACCCUUUCCAGUCCAUCUGUACAAGUAAAAAUUAUUUUAAGGCAAAAAGUACAGAAAAAACAGCUACACAUUUAUACAUGUUUUGCUAAUGUUUACUUACUAACUUGUAAGAUGGUAGUAAAUUUUGAAACUUAUUUCAUACUUUUCUGCAAGUGUUACCAACAUUCAUCGUAUCUAUGCACGUUUGGUGUGUGAUAUUUCUUGAAGCAUUCCCCUGGAUGAAGUCCAGGUUUGCAGCUGCAGGACUCACAGUUCAGUGCACUUUCCUAUCACAACACACAGCACAGUCUUUCUUUUCCCCCCCAGAUCAAAUUGAUAUACGUAAUGUUGCUCAUGGUUCAGGCAUUUCUUAUCAUCACUACAAGAAGGUGACCCUCACUUUCUGGCACUUUAGUUCCUAACAUCACCAACCAACGGUCCCAUUAAAUUCCUCCUGAACUUGAGAUGAAUCAGGGACUUCAAAUUUUCUUACCUUUUGUUACAGUUCAUUGAAACAAAAGAAUUCAGAGUUGAUGUCUUCAACAAUCACUGCUUCACUCAUCUGUCUUCUGUCAAUCCUUUCUUCUCUUUGUACAUCCACGUUGUGGUAGUGCUAAACAUCGGGACACCACUUUUAUCUUUUCACAGUAAGGCUGUCAUAAAGGUAAAGCUUUCCCUGUAACAGGUCAUGGAGAUCCAUAGGAUUGUGAGACAUC